Molecule: messenger RNA, 3006 nt
Organism: Biomphalaria glabrata
Lineage: Eukaryota; Metazoa; Mollusca; Gastropoda; Planorbidae
Product: cholinephosphotransferase 1-like
Exons: 8
Coding region: 138-1367 (409 amino acids)
Biological process (GO): phosphatidylethanolamine biosynthetic process
Cellular component (GO): endoplasmic reticulum membrane; Golgi apparatus
Molecular function (GO): ethanolaminephosphotransferase activity; diacylglycerol cholinephosphotransferase activity
Source: RefSeq, a predicted model, not a curated record
UAGGGCAGCUAAUUGAGUGGGUGACGUGAAAAGUGAAAACAGAAACAAAUUGAUGACACUGGCGUAAAGUAAUCAGCUGAUUUCCUUUCUGCGUCGAGCAGGCUUUUGAUAAUUAAUUAAAAGUAAAUAAUAUUGAAAUGGCGGCUCCAUCGUUUCCGUCUGUUGUUCCUCGAAAGGAUGGAUUUUAUGAUAAAUAUAUUAGAAACCAACAGAUUCUCUCACAAGCACAACUAAAGCGACUGAUGGAGCACAAGUAUAGCGCAGAAGGACAAUCAAUAAUAGAACCACCGAUGCAAGUAUUUUGGAAGUGGAUAGUAGAACAGUUACCUCUUUGGUGGGCUCCCAAUGCGAUCACUAUAGUGGGCUUAAUUAUUAACGUUGUCACAACAUUGAUUCUUGCUUUCUACAGUCCUGAUUGUAAGCAGGAGGCACCUCGAUGGGCUUAUUUCUUGAGUGGGUUGGGAUUAUUCAUCUAUCAAACGCUGGAUGCCAUCGAUGGAAAGCAAGCACGCAGAACAAAAUCGAGUACUCCCUUAGGGGAACUCUUUGAUCAUGGCUGUGAUUCUAUUUCAACUGGCACUGUUAUGUUGGGGGCUAGUAUAACCCUUCAGCUUGGCUACACUCCUGGCUGGGUCUUGUUUGAAAACUUAGCUGCUUAUGCUUUAUUUUACUGUGCACAUUGGCAGACCUAUGUCUGUGGAACUCUCAAGUUUGGAAAAAUCGAUGUGACAGAAGGGCAGCUAAUGAUUAUAUUAGUAUAUGUUCUGGCUGGAUUAUUUGGACCUCAGUUUUGGUCAUACGAGAUUCCAGUCCUACACACACAGCUGAAGAUGAUACCUAUUUACUUUAGCCUCCUAGGUGCAGGCAUGCAGUUAAUUUCUGCCUUCAAAGUCAUAUUACUCCAAGGAGGUGUUGGAAAGAAUGGGUCAACGGUGGCUGGCACCAGCACAAUAUUUCCGGUUGUACCUAUCACGGCAGUUAUUCUGCUCGCCUGCAUGAUACAGCAGAAGUCACCUUCACAUUUGUUUGAAAACAAUCCAUGCCUCUACCUGUUAGCCUUUGGUUUGCUGGCUGCCAAAGUGACCAACAGAUUAGUGGUUGCACACAUGACCAAAAGUGAAAUGGAUUUUUGGGAUACUGGGUUUCUAGGACCAGGUGCUUUGUUCCUGAACCAGUAUUUUAAUUGUUGGUUUAAUGAAUACUUUGUUCUCUGGCUUUGUUUGUUGUGGGUCCUGUUUGAUAUAUUAAGAUACUCAGCUAGUGUGUGUCAAGAAAUUUGUGAUUACCUACAAAUCUACUGUUUCACUAUUACCUCAAGGCCAACAAGCAACAAAAAAAUUGAAACCAGUAAUGGAGCAUUGAGCUAAGUCGCCCACCACUGUCAUACCUGGCUUGUAAAUAUAGGUAGUUGUUUGGGUUUUUAUGUGUUUUUGGUCUCCCCUCGGUUAUUGUGAAGAAGAAAAGGCGAGGUCUGCUUCUCUGGGAGCAAGAACUCUUUUAAUGUAUACACACUUGAUCAUUCCCUUCUCAUCAUCAUUGACAUUCUUGGGGAAAGAUGCCAAGUUUAGAAAUACAUCUGUAGGAGCAGUUUCUUUCCAGCUUUCAAAGUUCUCAGUGAAAGUAAUCUAAAUUGGCAACUUUACAGCAGCAACAUAAGCUCGAUUUGUACUAUAUAUCCAUUUUUAGUCAUUAUAAGUGAAAGGCGCAAUAAAAAUGUGACUAAUGGAGAUCUGUGCAAUAAUGUGUUAAUUUCCAUCUGUGCACAUUGUUACAAUCUUUUUGGUUUUACUAUUUGAGGUUAAAACUUCUUCCAUUGAGUCUUUUUUUUUUGGGUAAUUUAUACAUUUUUGAACCAGGGUCCAUCCUGAAUGUAUUUUGUACCAUCACCACUGGAACAUGUGUAAGAAAUAAAGAGAAUUGGCAAAAUGAGAUGUUCUUUUAGUUUAUUCAUCAGUUUUAAUGACAAGUGUUGAAUGUCAUUUGGAAAUACUUGUGGAGGGGAAUGCAGUCUUGCAGAAUGUAUUGUGUACUUUCUUCCUUUUGCUAUUCAAAUCCUUCCAUAUGGCUCAGUACUUUCCCCAAGUUAUUUUAUUACCACUCUUCAGUUUAAAUUGGUGGUCGAAUAUUGAACAUUGAAUCCAUUCCUAAUGCAAAGUAUGAAUGAAAACGCUAAACAUUUCUAUCACAUCAUCUUAAUAACCUUAGAGAAAACUAAAAUAGUAUGUAAAACGUAUAAACUUGGAGAAAACUAAAAUAGUAUGUAAAACGUAUAAACUUAGAGAAAACUAAAAUAGUAUGUAAAACGUAGGAUGCCCUAAAACUAAGAUUGUGGAAGUGCUUUUCGAAUAAGUCACCAGACAUCUAGUAUUGAAUAUAGUACCACUUUCUUUUCUACUAGUCCAUGCAAGAAUUGUUUUGUGCUGUCUUAUUACUAUCUACUAGUUCACUUGACAUAGAAACAUUCCAAGUCUUCUUUUACAUUUUAAAACCUCACAAAUAACUAUUGCACUAGGUGGAAGGUUAGUCUCUAAUGUAUUAAUCAACGCAUAAAAAAACAACUUUAAAAACAGGAGUUGACUUGGUUUUCAUAUUUCACUCUAAAAUGAACAUUUUAACAGCUAUAGCCAAUUUUUAAAAAAGUUCAUGCAAAAACAAUGCAAUAGGUUUGUAGUGUUUAUUAAGAAAAAUCAUCUUCAUUGUCCUUCAAACUGCAGCUUUUUCUUUGAGAGUGUGUUGCCUUUGCUAUUUUGUUGAAUGUUAUUUAUCAAAUGCAUGUUAUUCAUAUAAAAAAAGAGCUAUCAUUUUUUAUGUUCAUAUUUCAGAAGGUCCCUAAGUGUAUAUGUUACAAUGGAACAAAACUAAUUUGUUUUAAAAAAAAAAGGUCCCAAUGUUAUUUUCAGGAACCAAGUAAAAAAAAAAGUACUUAAAAAGUUAUAUUCAAUCAAAACUAAACCUUUUAAUGCUUUUUCUUUGGUUUUCCAGUUUAAGAAUGCAUUUAGUCUAUUU